AUCCAAGUCUGAUAUCAAAACUAUCUCCUCCUAAUUUCUUCAUCACAUAACUUUUCUCACUCACACCCACAAAAUUUCCUAAAGAGCAACAAAAAACAGAAAGGGAGUGUGUAAUAAGUGACCUAGAAAAUGGCAUCUACUGCAUGCUUCUUACAUCACCAUGCAGCCAUCUCCAGCCCAGCUGCUGGUAGAGGCUCGGCCGCACAGCGAUACCAGGCCGUAAGCAUCAAGCCUAAUCAGAUCGUCUGCAAAGCUCAAAAGCAGGAUGAUAAUGAGGCCAAUGUUCUUAACAGUGGCGUCUCGAGGCGAUUGGCCCUUACUGUUCUCAUUGGUGCUGCUGCUGUUGGCUCUAAGGUUUCCCCUGCAGAUGCAGCCUAUGGAGAAGCUGCUAAUGUAUUCGGGAAGCCAAAGAAAAACACCGAAUUCAUGCCCUACAACGGAGAUGGAUUCAAGUUGUUGGUACCUUCAAAAUGGAACCCAAGCAAAGAGAAAGAGUUCCCUGGUCAAGUUUUGAGGUACGAGGACAACUUUGAUGCCACCAGCAAUUUAUCUGUCCUGGUUCAACCCACUGACAAGAAAUCCAUCACAGACUUCGGUUCCCCUGAAGAUUUCCUCUCCCAAGUGGAUUACUUGUUGGGUAAACAAGCCUACUUUGGAAAGACUGAUUCUGAGGGUGGUUUCGAUUCGGGUGUUGUUGCAAGUGCAAACGUCCUUGAAAGCAGCACCCCAGUAGUUGAUGGGAAGCAAUACUACAGCAUUACUGUGCUAACAAGAACAGCAGAUGGUGAUGAGGGUGGAAAACACCAAGUAAUUGCAGCGACUGUCAAGGACGGUAAGCUUUACAUCUGCAAGGCUCAAGCUGGAGACAAGAGAUGGUUCAAGGGUGCUAAGAAGUUUGUCGAGAGUGCUACCAGUUCUUUCAGUGUUGCUUAAAUGAUGUAACUGCUUCACACAUUUCUGUUGUAAAUCAACUUCUCUACUUAUUUUCGGCUUUCUAGUUUUAUGCCUAGGGAGAAGGUUCUAUAUCUAAACCACCGGAUUUUAUAAUUGCAAAUAGCAUAUAAUACCAUCUCCUCUCUUAGACCCCCCA
This is a messenger RNA of Spinacia oleracea (spinach), 1090 nucleotides long. Lineage: Eukaryota; Viridiplantae; Streptophyta; Magnoliopsida; Caryophyllales; Amaranthaceae. The record is from RefSeq and is a predicted model, not a curated record.